AUGAGUGUCAUCUCUUCAGCCUACCUGGACCUACUUGGUCUCACUUUUUUGGCCUCCCUGGACCCCUCCAGUGCCAAGACUUUAGCCUCCUUGGAACUCUUUAAAAUCCCCUUUUCAGAUUCACUGGAUUUAUCCAGUCUGAGCUCUUCAUCCUCUGUGGAAUUCUCCAGUCUCACGUCUUCAUCCUCUCUGGACCUUUCAAGCCUCACAUCUUCAUUCUCCUCAGACUUCUCCAGUAGCUCCUCUUCGAUUUCCUUAGAGCUCUCCAGCCUCACCUCUUCAGAUUCCUGGGAGCGCUCCAGUUUCUCCUCUUCAGUUUCACUGGACCUAUCAAGUCUCACUUCAUCAGGCUCUGUGGAUCAGUCUGGCGACAGUUCUUCAAUCUCUUUAGACCUCUCAAGUGUCACCUCCCUAUCCACAGAUUUCUCCAGCCCCACUUCUUCACUCUCUCUAGACCUGUCCAGCCUCACUUCUUCGUCCUCCACAGAUGUUUCCCUGGACUUUUCCUGUACAAUCCCUCCAUCCUCACCAGGUGUCUCCGAGUACAGCUCCUCCACCUCGUCGGAAUCUCUAGACCUCACCGAUCUUAACUAUUUCAUGUUUCAGCGCUCCUCUGGAUUGUCUUCUUCCACUCCUGAGGAUGUUCCCAAUCUCAUCUCUGCACCUUUUCUGGAUGUCUCCAAUCUCACCUUUCAGGAUGCUGCUUCCCUCCCUCCUCCAGUUUCUCUGGACAUGUCUAACCUCACGUCCUUAGUGCCCCCAGACCUGUCCACGCUGACAUUUCUGGAUGUUGCUAAUCGCCCCGCGGCAGCUUCUCUCGAUCUCUGUAUCUGA
Molecule: messenger RNA, 834 nt
Organism: Prinia subflava (tawny-flanked prinia)
Lineage: Eukaryota; Metazoa; Chordata; Aves; Passeriformes; Cisticolidae
Exons: 2
Coding region: 1-834 (277 amino acids)
Source: RefSeq, a predicted model, not a curated record